CCGCUCACCCCGGCCAUAUACCCUCUCGUCCACGACUGCCACGAUCUUCCCCCCCUGUUGCCUCUGCCCAGUGCUACGGCCAGGUACUCCUCGUCGUCCGCAAUCAGCCAUCGUACCGGGGACGGAGGUCGACCGAGUCCCCGAGGAUGCACUCAGCGCGCGUAGAGUCCACUCUCUAUAUUCGCGUCGUUGCUCUGUCAAUCGCUCUUUACGACUAUCUCCUGACGCUACCCGCAGAAUGGCGCUUCUACAGAAGCCAGAGGUCCUGGCGCCUCAGUCCAGGAUGCAUUCUGUUCAUUGCUAUCCGCUACACCAGUGUAGCUGUCCUUGUCACCAGCAACGUCGGCUUCUUCAGCGAAUCCUUCACGCCGCAAGGAUGCAAAAAAUACUACAUCAUCCCCCCGGUACUCAAAGUCGUCCAAAUAAUGAUAUCACAGUUAAUCUUGGGUAUCAGAACUAUCAACAUCUCACGACGAGCACCACGGGUCUUUUGGACCGUCGUAGUCGCGUUCAUCUCGGUUUCAAUUGCUGAGGCGUUUUUGAACCUAUCGAAUCGAGUUCAACUGCCCGCACCGCCAGCUGCGCAGGGCCUGCGUCACAACUGUACGGCGGGAAACAAACCACCAAAGUUGACCGUAUGGCUGUUCUAUGUCUUCGCCAUGAUUUACGACCUCCUGGUACUGGGGAUUUCGACAUUCUAUCUUAUAGGCUUCGGUCCCAACUUCGGAAAAUUGGGUCGCCUCGUCAGGAUUAUGCUCACAGACGGCCUUGUUUAUUUCGUGGCAUUAACUGGGGUCAACAUAGCAAAUCUGAUCUUAUACAGAAGCUCCAUUGAAGCAGCCCAGUCGUCAGGCGUAACCCUGGGAUAUGCCCUGACGUGGAUCAUGAGCCAGCGCAUCCUCAUCCACCUCCGCGACGCCGCGGCGGCGCACAACCGGCCCGCGACGACCCAGAUCAUCGUCUCGCGCCCGCUCGCGUCCGCGCACUCUGUCUCGCGCGCGAUGCGCUCGCAGUUCGACACCAAGGCGUCGCGCGCCCCCUACCAGCUCUCGACCGCGUUCGACAUGGACGUGUCGCUCGGCGACUGGUCGCUCACGUCCCCGCCGCGCGACUCCGAGGCGCGCGGGCCGCACGACCUCGAGAGCCAGGUGCGGAGCCAGUCCGACAGCCCGGUCGUGUUGAAGAGAGGGCUGGGGGCGCUCGGGGAGGAGGAGGGAGAGGGAGAGCGAGGGGGCGAGGCGAUGGCGUUUGAGGUCGAGGUGCAGGUCGAGGAGACGGUGACGGUGGAGUAUGAGCCGGCGGCGUACGAGACGGAGUCGUAUCGGACGCCGAGGGUGCUGUGGUCUCGGGAGCAGGAGCAGGAGCACGCGCAGGAGCAGGAGAGAACGGAGAGGGAGCAGAGAAGACAGAGAGGCACCUUCAGGGGUGAUGGGAGGGGGGCGAGCAGGCUGUCCGUGCUCGGGGAAAGGAGCAACGCCGGGAAGAGCAACGCUGGGGGGGGCAAGCGCGGGGACCAUCUCGGAGAUGGGAGCGCGGCGGGAACAUAACACCGGCUUGGUCGUAUGCAUCGUGCUGUCUUGCUUCUUAUUUUUCCUGGUUGGGUCUUCAUCGCUGAUGUCUUCAUGUCCCUCUGGUCCUCACGCUGGUAUCCUUAUCUGUUAUACGCCUAUGUGCCUGCCCCUCUCGCCUCUCCACGGAUUCGUUUGCUCUCCGUCGCCAUCUCCCUUCCCCUCAUCCACACAUCCGCACGUUGGUCCCCCUGCACAAAGUCUGCUUUGGUUGUGCAGUAUAUUGCUUUUGCUAACUGCUUUCGCACUGUCUCACCUUUCCCAAAUCUCAAGGUUCUCCUGGUUCACAUCCCUGUCAUCAUGAUACAUGGGCUAUGCAUCUUCCCCACCCCACCUAUUGUUCUCGUCCCUGGGUCACACACAUCUUCACGGGCUAUACGAAUCUGCUACUACAUAAUAUGUACCAUCUUGUCACUUACUCCUCAUUCCCCCCGCAGCCUUCCAGCCGUAUAUAGCUGAUCGCUGUGAUACUG
Dichomitus squalens LYAD-421 SS1 is the source of this 2041-nucleotide messenger RNA. RefSeq lists its product as uncharacterized. Bases 147 to 1547 code for a protein of 466 amino acids. The transcript is spliced from 15 exons. The record is from RefSeq and is a predicted model, not a curated record. Lineage: Eukaryota; Fungi; Basidiomycota; Agaricomycetes; Polyporales; Polyporaceae.